Messenger RNA from Oncorhynchus mykiss (rainbow trout), 1308 nucleotides. RefSeq names its product erythropoietin-like. NCBI's taxonomy places the organism in Eukaryota, Metazoa, Chordata, Actinopteri, Salmoniformes, Salmonidae. Gene Ontology annotation, molecular function: hormone activity; erythropoietin receptor binding; cytokine activity. The record is from RefSeq and is a predicted model, not a curated record. Gene Ontology annotation, biological process: nucleate erythrocyte development. Gene Ontology annotation, cellular component: extracellular region.
CCAUCGAGCUUUCAUCUCUGGUGCGCACGAGGCAUUCCAUUGCGCUCUGAACAAGGGGCAAGGACACAAGUGGAGAAAGCCUAUUUCAAGCUAAUUUCAUAUUGUGUAUGCCUAAAUACUAGACAAUUCGGCGUAGAAAGUGAUUUUUUACGGAGUAUAUUGCACAUGUACUUUGUUUAGCAGCGCCUUCUAAACAUGUUGCACCAUUUUGCGAAUGACUUCCAUUUCAGGGCCGGUGGUGGUACUGCUGACGGUACUCCAGUGGGCAGGACGAGGCCUCCCUUCUCCUGUCAGGCCCAUCUGUGACCCCCGCGUCCUGGAUCGCUUCAUCAUGGAGGCCCGCGACACAGAGACCGCUCUGCGAGGUUGCAAGGCAGGGUGUGGAGUGACAGGCACAUUUGUGGUUCCUCUGACAAAUGUUGACUUUGUAGUCUGGGAGACAAAGGAUACUGAGGAGCAGGCUUUGGAGGUCCAGUCGGGGAUGUCUCUGUUCGGCCAGGCCCUGGGUGCUGUGAGGGAGUCAGUGAGCCGUGUUGCCGUGCAGAUCCUCAUCGACAACAACAAGAGCAACAUCCACAGCCUGGGCCAGGUGCUGCGCAGCCUCCACAUCCAGGACCUGCCCCUUCCUCCAGCACCAGCAGUAGGUGACUUAGUGACUAGGAAGGUGUCGUCCUUAUCUGAGCUGCUCCAUGUCCACACCAACUUCCUACGAGGGAAGGUUCGCCUGCUGCUCACCAACGCACCUGCCUGUCAACAGAACAGCACUUGAUUGGAGCUUUCCUCUGUGAUUGGACCGUUGUUUAGAGAGAGGAUGAGGUGAUUGGACGAAGUCUCUGAAUGGCUUACCAGUAUGGAAUGUGUAGACAAGGUGAUUGCUGACCGGACAAAAACUGGUGGAUAAGUAAGUUCCCUGUGGGUGGAGUUGGUGAGAACAUGAAUGAGUGAGAGAGAAAAAAACGGAAGUUCUACAGCUCAUUGACCUCACCAGUUCCUCAUACUACCUAGCAGUACUGCCAAAGAGCUCUGAUGCAUGCAGUGGAAUAAGCUACAGAUGGAACACAUCAUAGAAGAUCAUAUAUAAAGUCCUAAAUCCAAUAAUUGUAUAUUAUGUUCUAUUUAUACAGCUUGCAUUAAACUUGUCUUAACCGUGUUUUUAUAUAAAUCUCUAUUUUCAUAUAUGAGUGUGUCCCUUUUAGUCUUUGAACCAUAGGUUUCUCAUUGAUGCUAAGGUUUAACAUACUGAAGUCAGUGUUUGUGUGUUCAUGUAAUAUACUUGCUCAGUGCCGUUAUAAUUCAGACCACAGGUAC